Priapulus caudatus is the source of this 5743-nucleotide messenger RNA. RefSeq names its product kalirin-like. The coding region runs from base 125 to 2371 and encodes 748 amino acids. The transcript has 16 exons. NCBI's taxonomy places the organism in Eukaryota, Metazoa, Priapulida, Priapulimorpha, Priapulimorphida, Priapulidae. The record is from RefSeq and is a predicted model, not a curated record. Gene Ontology annotation, cellular component: nucleus. Gene Ontology annotation, molecular function: ATP binding; protein serine/threonine kinase activity; protein binding. Gene Ontology annotation, biological process: protein phosphorylation; positive regulation of apoptotic process; intracellular signal transduction.
GAAGAAUAUUAUAUUCUGUAACAGUAGGUGUUGUUCGUUUUAGGCAACAUCUAGUCAGAGCGUUCCGGGAUCACUCUCCACAGGGUCUGGCUCCACACACAAUCCGUCUCUGCUGCACACAAAGAUGGCGUCAAUGACGGAAUCAAUCGAGGAUGACCCAGCUUGUAUGGGAGGGCGUUCGCGCGAUCACAGGCAGAACUCGGUGCCGAGUCUCUCUGACGGCAGAAGCUCUCCCAAGGCUGGCAGGAAGAAGCUGUUUGAUGUUCAGGAGUUGAAGCGGUCCCUGCGACCCAAGUCGAAGACGGACUCGGACGUGAACACUUCGACAAUCGUUAAUACUCACAGUGUACCAGACCUGGUUCACAAUGCUGCAGAGGUAUCACCUGCAAGGGUGAAGCGUCAUUCAGCCACAGACUGUGAUUUUGUUAAUCCUAACCCAGCACCCACUUUAGCAAAAGUGAUAGGCAGUUAUACGGCAGUAAAAGAAGAUGAAAUCACUCUCUCCAAAGGUGAAACUGUUCAGGUGCUUACGACAAGUCCAUACAACAUGUGUCUCGUGUACAGGGCAGCGAGUAGUGCAUCUCCGGCGGCCGAGGGGUGGGUGCCCGCUCACGCACUGGAGUUCAGUGAUAUUGCACCCAGGAUGAAGUGGCACCAAAGUCUAGUCACGCCAUCUCAAACAAAAGAGUUGAGUCCGGUUAAGGAGAAUGGUCGUUCGCAGCAAAGCAAACGUGACUCUUCCCCCAUGUGUCGAGCUAAUGUAAAGUUAUUAAAUCCAGCCUUCCAAAAUGAGGCGCCUGCAGAAGUCGUGGCGCCACUGACAAACGUAACAGUGCAUGUACGUGAAACGGCCACAUUCGAAUGUACGAUAUAUGGCCGACCCAGACCCACGGUCACCUGGAGGUCACCAUGUGAUCAGGUUGUGACAGCCGGUCUGGGAGUGACGGCCAGCUACUCGGCGGAGGGCCUCGCGACGCUAACGAUCAGCAACUGCACAAAGGAGCGCAGCGGCGAGUACACGUGUAUAGCAACGAACGAUCUCGGCUCAACGCACACGUCUGCUGUGCUUAGUGUACUCGAUAAACCCUCUGCACCUGGCACACCAGCAGUAGUAGAACAGAUGGGAACUUCAGUCAAGUUAAAAUGGCAACCAUCAAGAAACACUGGAAACACUCCAAUAACAGCAUACACCGUUGAAUACAAUGAGCAAGGCUCGGGCAUGUGGCAGGCGGCAGUGGCGUUCGCUCCGACGACGAUACAGGUUGUCGACUACCUGACUCCGAACACGGUCUACCAGUUCCGCGUGAGCGCGAACAAUGCGGUCGGCAUCAGCGAGCCGAGUGAGCCGUCGGCGCUCGUCACGAUCCCCGCCGCUGCCGCCGACGGCCAGGACAUGCACCGACCGCGCGUCGAGUGGAAGACCUUCUUCUCAAAGGACCACGUCGAGGUGAACGAGAUUGGCAGGGGUCGAUUCUCCGUCGUGAAGCAAGUCGUGCAGAAGUCGAGCGGCGUGGAGAUGGCGGCCAAGUUCAUCAGCAAGCGGCUGUCGAGCAUCGAGCCGGCGGAGAACGAGUUCACGCUGCUGCAGGGUCUGCAGCACCUGCACCUCGUGCCGGCCGUCGACACGUACGAGACGAGCUGCAGCUACAUCAUCACGCUGAGGAUGGUGCCAGGUGAGCGUUUGCUAGACUGGCUCUGCCAGAAACCUCUGUACGACGAAGUCCAGAUGAAGACGUACGUGAGACACCUGCUGGAAGUUGUGCAGUAUCUGCAUAACUGUCACAUCGCUCAUCUUGACAUCAAGCCCGAGAAUCUGCUGAUCGAUCUUUCGCACACGUCGCCACUGCUCAAGCUCGUCGACUUUGGCGACGCGCGCCACAUCUGCAACAACUACUACGUGCACCCGCUGCUCGGCAGCCCCGAGUUUGCCGCGCCCGAGCUAGUCCUCGGUCAGCCGGUCGGACUGCAGACAGACAUGUGGAGCGUUGGAGUUGUGCUCUAUGUCCUACUCAGUGGAGUAUCACCGUUUCUCGAUGAUUCCGUCGAGGAGACCUGCUCAAAUAUAGCACACAACGACUGGAGCUUUCCAGACCAGUACUUCAAGAAUAUCUCGGACGAGACGAAAGAGAUAGUCAGCAGUCUACUCUGCAUGGACAUGGCGAAGCGUUUAACAGCGCAGAGCUGUCUGGAGAUGGCCUGGUUUACGCGCGCUGCUGCUGGCUGCAGUUCUCCAACCUCUCCCAUCGGUCGACCACUUUCAACCACUCGUCUGCAGGCAUUUGUGGAACGACGAAAACACCAGAAUGACACAAAGCAGAUUAGCCCUGUUCCGGCAUCACACGUUGGAAUCACAAAGUCUAUCACAUUUUGAGAUCUAUGUGAAAGUUGACAGAGGAAGCCUCUACUACGAGCACACUAAUGAGAGAAGCCUGCUUCUUUGACAGAUGUAGGCACGAACCGACAGCGACGUUGAUCCAGUGUGUACGCGGGUUAACUGUAAAUACAAAAGCCGAGAGCCGCUUGUCUGUCAAAAGUCCCCUCCUAUGCUCUUCCUCGCUUGCUUUGCUAGCAACCCAACUCGUUCGAAGCUGAAAUGAGCUUUGGUUGAAAGCUGCAGUCGCCUGGUUCUGGCUGUUUCGGUUGAGUGACAAGGAUGUUUUUUGUUUCUUGUGUUCAUUAUUUAUUUAACUUAUUAACAUGCAGAAAUGUAAUGAGUGUAGCCAGUUCCAGUAGCAAGUGUGGUAGUGAUUAAAAUAGACAGGUUUUAUAGGAAGCAAUAUCUGUUAGGGUGCAAAAUUUGUGUCAAAUUUAACAUUUCAGUAUUGUAAUUAGCUCUAGUGCAGGUAGAAAUGAAACGUCUGUGCAAUAGUGUACUGCAGGCCCUUCUAAAGGGUAAAUUGGGCUAAUUAUGUAACACCAGGCUAGGUGCAUCACUUGAAAGGCGUCAACUGGGAUUCGAACCGAUUAUCAGGGUGACUCUACUACAGUACUAGGUGACACGAUAAAGCUCAUAAGAUGGUAGAAUGCGGCUUUCCUUCACGUCGGCAUGUCAGCUGCAUUUCGCAGUGUGAGGAGAGCUGAAUGCUACCAGUCAUGUUGAAGAUGCGUGACGCGUUUCUAAGAAUCUAUACUGUAUCUCUAAAAACAGCUUCACUUGACUGAAUCGCAGGGGCUGAGUUUGGUGCUCAAAAUCGAAAAACUGCAAAGUGCACGUGCUGCCAUGCUGCAAUCAAUAUUCCAGUCAAUAAGUCUUUUCUUCCGAUAGCUUGUCUACGAAAUACGUGUAUUUUUUAGCAAAUGCUUACUGUAGGAAGGGGGCAUUUGAAUGCCAUGAAGAAUAAGUGUGUUACUCUCUAAAGGUUUAUCGCUGGUAUCGGUUGUGUAGGCUUGAAGUCUGCUUUUUGUAUUUAACGAAUUGUAUUCGUGCGUGCGCAGAUGUGUGAGCAUGCGUGUAUCGAACUUCAACUAAUAGCGUACGUAUUAUAAUGCGGUAGGCCUUGUCCGCCCUCCCUCAGAGCCAUCCACUCGUUGUUACUAUAUUAGUUGACAUGUUAAAUACAAGUGAAGAAUCGGUUCUUGUCAUCUGUACACAGGCAAGUUUGCCAUGAGUUACUCGUUAUCGUGCGCGUUUAAUGCUAGUGUACAUAAGAUUUGAUUUGCCUUUUCGUAAACGGAGAAUGAUGCCGAUUAUUUUUUAAAUGCUUGAUGGCAGUCAGUUCUGAAAUGUAAGUGUAAAUACUUCUGAAUGUCUGUGUGUGUUUGUGUAGACAUGUUUACUUUCCUUUUCGGACAAUAGCCGGGUUCUGGCAUUAUUAUGCUCCAACUACAUGCUUCAACGAAGGUUGGUUGGCCUUUCGGUUGGUUGUGGUCAGUCAGUUUGUAAUCGAAUUGUAGCUUUAUUAGGUUUAUUGCCCUUUUUCAGUACAGAUAACCCCCCACCACCAGAAUAUGUUUGUAUGUUGUGUAAUUAAUAGGUGGCCUUGUUUGGCGCUGUCCAAAAUGCUUACAGUAAUACCUCAGUGGGAUAGUAUACUAAGAGUAAAGAGGAGAGAUGUCUCUAUUCUUCACAUCCGUCAAAAUCUUAUUAUUCAGCUGGUAUGGUGGUAUCUGGGACAUGUUGGGGCAUUUGCAUCGGUCCACUGUUAUAAGCAUGUAAACUAGUGACAUUUUCGCCAAUAUGUGUUGUUUACUUAGUUGGCGAUGUAUGUGGGACAGUGUGACAACCAGCUAUUAAAAAUUCACACGACUAAGUCACUAUAUAGUGUAUUUUUGUGAAACGUGGGUUAUAAAUGUUUACUAACCGGAGUGGUGGAGAAACUGACGUGGUGGAAGGCUGUAGCGAACCUAAAACAGACAGUCCCCCUGGUGGCGAUAAACAUGAACCAAAAUAUAUGCUUUUGUCAUUCAUUAUACGUUCAUAAAAGUGUGAGUGUAAGAAUAUAGUUUUGUAUCGCAUUGCUAGAACCACCACCAACUACGAAAAGUCUCGUGUGUCAGAUUACGACGGUUAUAGUUCUGUGAUUACAAAACCAAAGAAGAUAUCAGUGAAUCCCGUGUGCGUGUUUUAUAUAGAAUGUGCUUCCCAGUGGUCGGGCCGGUGUGGAGCCGGCGCUCAUAUCUACUACACGUGGCUGCCAGCAAGACGUGAGGCUGUGGAAGGUUAGCCUAUAGCAGGACGACCAUCUCGUGGUUGUCGACACUGCAGGCUUACACUAAGAACGCACGAAGGUUGGCGCGAGCUGGAGAACAAUGGCUCGCAUCCGGAACGCACUGAACCACGAUGACCUUAUAUGUGCAGGCACGCUGCAGGCGGCCGAACGCGCAGGCAGGAGGGGGCUUCCGUAGCAUAGCCGUUGCAUUCCCGCUUGCGAGACUCUGAAAUUGCGUGCGCCUAUGUUGGUAGAACCAAGUGAGCAUAUCGUUGGAGGAUUAUUUGCAUAAUAGUGUAAAUGAGGGAUCGGCGGUAGUUGUGUGAGUGGUUGUCUCUUGCAGUUUCAAUUUUAUUCACACAAAACCGUACGAGCAGCCAGCGCGAGCAGAGCUUUAUCGAAGAAACGGAAUUAAGCAUGUGCGUUUUUUAACGAUUAUUUAAUAUGAAGUGGUUGUUUGCGGGUACAAGUUUAAUUAUCUGUAGGAUAAUGGAAGUCCGAAUCACGCGUAGGCGUUGUGUACAGUGUGCGACUUUCCAAAAAUUGCAACGCAAAUUUCAUUUUGAGUUAAUGAAAUUGCUCGCGGCAGAUUUGCUCCGCGUAUUUUAGUUACACAUUUUGUCAGAUUGGCAGAUAUAAAGUAUAAUUUUUGUAAGCUUCUGAGAAAGAGUUUAGUGUGUCCGCAAUUCAUUGUCAUGAUAUUUGUAUAUUCAAAUGCUAUGAUAUAAACAGUGCUAGACUAUUUGCAUCCGCCAACUACGUAUUUUGCUUGCAAACUGUUUGCGGCAUUUGUCGUUAAUAAUCGUGCAGACACUCACCGUACUAGCGUAGGUGUUUAAACUGUAAUAUACUUAUAAAUUACCAAGUUUACUUGUAGUUUUUAUUAUUAUUAUCAUUAUUAUUAUUAAAUAAGUUGUCACAUUUCAGAGAGUAGUGAUUAUGCUCAUUAAAGCUUUAUUCGAAGCUUCGAUUUGUGUGCACGACGUGUGCAUGGUUACUCGGGCCUGUAGCCGGCAUGCAGUAUUUAUUCCUGUACAGGUGUCGAUUGAUUGUUGUUGAAAUAAAAUAGACUUGUAAAUGACGUAAUUAAUCAA